Molecule: messenger RNA, 1324 nt
Organism: Asparagus officinalis (garden asparagus)
Lineage: Eukaryota; Viridiplantae; Streptophyta; Magnoliopsida; Asparagales; Asparagaceae
Exons: 3
Coding region: 191-1144 (317 amino acids)
Source: RefSeq, a predicted model, not a curated record
GUCGUUGAAACCCCCUGAGACUCCAAUUAAUGCUAACUGAGCACAUGCAAAAAGGGGGGAAAAAAGAAGAAGAAGAAGAAAAAGGGAUCACUAACAUAUCAUAAGUACUACACGGAGAUAAAUACCCUAUCCAUCAUGCUCCUCUCACACAAACCAUCACUCGUAAUUACUUAACAUUCCCCUACCUACAAUGGCCAUCCAAAGAAUGGAAGCAGAAGACCAAGAAGCCCUCUUCAGUUCCUCUCCCUGCACCGCUCUCUACUACGUCCAGAGCCCCUCCACUGCCUCCCACGCCAUCCGCCACCCUUCGUCUGAAUCCUCCCUGCUCUCUCCCUUCGAAGCCAACCGCAACCGCGAGGCCUCACGCUGCACAUUGUCACGCUACUCCUCCUCCCGCGGCUCCAACAACUCCCAUGUCAGCGUCCUCAAGAGCGGAAAGCUCAAAAUCGUCAACAAAAUUGGAGAAGACGUGGAGUAUGAUGAUGAGGAGCCUCCAUUAAGAAGAAAUGGGCUCUGGAGGUUCAUUGCUUUGGAUCCUACCUCUUCUUGCUGCUGCCUCAUGUUCCAAAUCCUGUGGAGGUUUCUGCUGAGCGUCGGUUUUGCGCUCCUCUUGUUCUUCCUUAUAACAAAACCUCCGUCGCCCAAGGUUUCGUUUGAGAUUGUAGGGCUGAAACAGUUUAGCCUUAGUGAAGGGCUUGAUAACACUGGAGUUGUUACCAAUAUUUUCUCUAGCAAUUGCUCGAUAGACAUGGUGAUUGAUAAUAAUUCGAAGGUGUUCGGACUGCACAUUCAUCCUCCUAGUUUAGAAAUGGCUUUUGGACGCUUAAAACUCACGCAGUCUAAGGGUUCUGAACUGUACGUAGAGAGUAAGAGCUCGUAUGUAAAAAGACUACAUGUCGGUGUUAAGGAUAGACCAGUGUAUGGUGCUGGACGACGAAUGCAGGAUAUGCUCGAGUCUGGACAGGGGUUACCGUUGAUGGUUCGAGUCAGAUCAAGAUCAAGUUAUCGAGUAGUUUGGAACCUGAUCAAGCUGAGGUAUCUUCAUCAUGAAGAGUGCCUUUUGGUUCUGGGUGGCGGUGAGAAGGAUAGGAAACAAAACAUCCGUAUUCACAAUAGCACCUGCUCCUCAAAUUAUCAGAAAUGAAGCAUAUAGACAUACAUAGAAAAUAUUAUCUUCAUGGUAUUGUGUGCAGAAGCAUUUCUCAAAAUAACUCAACUUUGUUAUUUGUAAGCAUGGAAAUGUUAAUUGAGAUGUAUUGGAGAUUGCGUAUGUAUAUCCCGCUGAACUACUUCUGAGAUUAAUGAAGGACAAAUUUUUAAAAAA